This is a messenger RNA of Ochotona princeps (American pika), 648 nucleotides long. RefSeq names its product lactase/phlorizin hydrolase-like. The record is from RefSeq and is a predicted model, not a curated record. Bases 1 to 648 code for a protein of 215 amino acids. Gene Ontology annotation, biological process: carbohydrate metabolic process. Gene Ontology annotation, molecular function: beta-glucosidase activity. Lineage: Eukaryota; Metazoa; Chordata; Mammalia; Lagomorpha; Ochotonidae. The transcript has a single exon.
AUGGAGAUGUUUUGGAGUGCGGUCUUUACCGUGCUCCUCAGUUUGUCCUGCCAGGGGUCAGACUGGGGAUCUGACAGCAGUUUCAUCUCAGCUGCUGGUCCUCUAACCACUGACCUGCUGCCCAGCCUGAACUGUCCACCGGGAAAGCAGAGUUCUGGGUCUGCAGCAGGGCACGAGGACAUUGUUGUCUGUUGCCAGCCACUGCCCGCUUCCCUGCCAGAGUAUUUCAGCAGUCUUGGUGCCAGUGAGGUCAGCCAUUAUAAGGUGUUUCUGUCAUGGGCUCAGCUGCUGCCAGCAGGGAGCUCCAGGGAGCCUGAUGAGAAGGUGGUGCGGUGCUACCGGCAGCUCCUGGAGACCCUCAGGGCAGCGCAGCUUGAGCCCAUGGUCAUCCUGCACCAGGGGACCCUCCCUGCCAGCCUGGGGCCGAGAAGGGACGGCUUUGCUGACCUGUUUGCCGAGUAUGCGGCCUUUGCCUUCCGUGCCUUUGGGGACCUGGUGGGGAUCUGGUUCACCUUCAGUGACUUGGAGGCCGUGGUGAGGGAGCUUCCUCACGAGGAAUCCAGAGCUGCACGCCUCCAGCUUGUCACCGAGGCCCACCGAAAAGCCUAUGAGAUUUACCACCAGAAAUACGCUCUGCAGGGUGAGUAA